Leptonychotes weddellii (Weddell seal) is the source of this 500-nucleotide messenger RNA. It is a transcript of the gene CLPS, whose product is annotated as colipase. Gene Ontology annotation, cellular component: extracellular region. Lineage: Eukaryota; Metazoa; Chordata; Mammalia; Carnivora; Phocidae. The record is from RefSeq and is a predicted model, not a curated record. Gene Ontology annotation, molecular function: lipase binding; enzyme activator activity. Gene Ontology annotation, biological process: response to food; positive regulation of catalytic activity; lipid catabolic process.
UGCCACCUGACCUGCCAGUGGCUCCCUGAUCCAGCUGUGCUGUUCGUCAUGGAGAAGGUCCUUGCCCUGCUGCUCGUUGCCCUCGCCGUGGUCUACGCAGUUCCUGACCCUCGGGGGAUCAUUAUCAACCUGGAAAACGGCGAGCUCUGCGUGAACAGCGCCCAGUGUAAGAGCAAGUGCUGCCGCCACGACGCGGUGCUGAGCCUGGCCCGCUGCGAGCCCAAGGCCAGCGAGAACAGCGAGUGCUCUGCCAAGACGCUCUAUGGGGUUUACAAAAAGUGUCCCUGUGAGCGGGGUCUGACCUGCGAGGGUGAUAAGACCAUCAUGGGCUCCAUCACCAAUACCAACUUCGGCAUCUGCAAUGAUGCUGGACGCUCCAGGGAGUAAAACCCUGAAGGACGCUCCUCCUCCACCACCUCUCCCUGGCUGCCCGCCCCCCUUGACCAGCACCUGCCUUUUCUGAUUGGAUUCUCCGCAAUUAAAGCUCUUCCUGCAACCUU